This is a messenger RNA of Mercurialis annua (annual mercury), 1173 nucleotides long. RefSeq names its product cytosolic sulfotransferase 15-like. Bases 73 to 1026 code for a protein of 317 amino acids. The record is from RefSeq and is a predicted model, not a curated record. Gene Ontology annotation, cellular component: cytoplasm. The transcript has a single exon. NCBI's taxonomy places the organism in Eukaryota, Viridiplantae, Streptophyta, Magnoliopsida, Malpighiales, Euphorbiaceae. Gene Ontology annotation, biological process: sulfation. Gene Ontology annotation, molecular function: sulfotransferase activity.
ACAAUAUAAAACUUGGUUAAAGUUUAACCAGAACUCAGCCUUUCAUUCAACUUUUACUCAUCUAAUUCAACAAUGGCUGAUGAAGAAGAAGAAGAAUUAAUCUCUUCCCUUCCGAAAGCAUCUGGGCUGUUGUCACUUACAGAAUUAUGCUUAUAUCAAAACUUUUGGUGCUCAACCAAAUUUAUUCCCAAUAUAAUUUCAUUCCAAAAGCACUUCCAAGCUCAAGACCAAGAUAUUAUAGUCGCCUCCGUUCCAAAAUGCGGCACCACCUGGUUAAAAGCUCUCACCUUCUCCAUUGUUAACCGUACUCGUUAUGACUCCUCAACCACCCCUUUGCUUUCGUCAAACCCUCACCAUCUCGUACCCAUUCUAGAAUAUGAGGUCUUUGCUAAAAAGAAUGGUGUUCCUGAUCUCACUACACUUCCUUCUCCUCGGCUUUUUUCCACUCACAUGCCUUACUCAGCUUUGCCGGAGUCUAUAAAACACUCUGGUGCUCGUGUUGUUUACAUCUGCCGCAACCCUUUUGACGCUGCGGUCUCUCUUUGUCAUCAUCUUGCUGAAAUCAAGUCGAGCGAGGCUCAGAAUUCCAUUGAGGAGUCGUUUGAGAUGUAUUUUAAAGGAGUUGCUCCGUUUGGACCCUUCUGGGACCAUGUGCUAGGGUACUGGAAGGAAAGCUUGGAGAAGAAGAAAAAGGUGUUGUUUUUGAAGUAUGAGGAUUUGAAGGAUGACAUUGCUGGUGAGUUGAAGAGAAUUGCGGAGUUUGUUGGAUGCCCUUUUUCGGAGGAAGAGGAGAGACGAGGGGUCGUUCAGGAAAUAGCGAAGCUGUGUAGUUUGACAAGUUUGAAGGAACUUGAGGUGAAUAAAAGUGGCAGCUACUUGGAGGUUUAUCCUCACACGGCCUUCUUCAGGAAAGGUCAGGUAGGGGGUUGGGCGGAUUAUUUGAGUGAUCCGUCGUUGAAGCAGCGUUUAGAGAAUGUGAUGCAGGAAAAAUUAAGCGGAUCUGGUUUGUCUUUCAAGCUGUCUUGAUACGAUAUGAAUAAAUCUUAUGUAUUUCUCCAAUGUCUAUGUAAGUUUUUGAAUUCAGAAUAAUUCUGUAACUGUUUGUGUUCAGAAUGAAGAGUUGAUAAAUUACAAGACUGAACAAUAAAAGAUUGAGGAAACUGUUGAAUUUUA